ACAUCCUAUUUACAUUUACAUUAUUAUACAUUAUCCAAAUGAAAGAGAUGAUAAACUCAGAUAUUAUGGGUUUAGAAGAAAGAAGCAGCCAAAAGCUGAAGAUGGGUGGUGAAGCUGGUUUGAACAACAUGAGAACAGAACAAGAAGUACACAAAGGGAAACUCACUAUUCAUCUUCUCAUAACUUGCCUUAUAGCUGCAAUUGGAGGCGUAAUACUAGGUUCAGUCACAGUUCCAGGUUGGUUUGCAACCACAGGAGAAUACUAUGAAAUGUUCUCUGAUUACUCAUACAAAGAUAAAAGCAGUUUCGAAUCUUACUGCAAGGAUGGUGCUGGAAUGUCCUUUGGACUGUUAUUAAUAGUAUAUCUCCCUGGCAUAGUAGCUGCAUUCAUAGCUUCUCCUGUUACAAGAAAAUAUGGGCAUAAAAAGAGUAUAAUUAUCAGUGCAGCCAUUUUUUGUGUUUCAGCAGCACUAUUAAUUGCCUCCUCCAAAAAACCAGAUCUUCUUAUCUUUUUCAUUGGCCAGAUAUCCCUCGGAUUAGGCAUUGGCUUUGGAGCUCAGGCCAUUCCGUUGUAUCUAUCAGAGAUUGCGCCAACACAUUUCCGAGGAGGCUCAAACUUUAUGUUUCAGCUAGCGAUUUCCCUUGGAAUUUCGAUAGCAAGCAUUGACAAUUAUACAGAUAGACACCUCACCAAACCAUGGUAUGCUGUGGAUCUGUUCUACAACUAUGGUCCUUCAUUUGGUUUGGUUACAGCACUUGCCUUGUUGAUGAUAGUGGCAGCAAUAUUCCUUACUGAAACACCCAACAGCUUAAUUCACCGAGGAUCGAAAGAGAAAGGGAAAAAAGUCCUGGAGAAACUCAGAGGAACUGAACAAGUAGAGGCAGAGUUUCAAGACAUGGUUUCUGCAAGUGAACUUGCUAAAACAGUUAAAACCCCUUUUAGAAGUAUUUUUUGGAAAAAGAACAGGCCUCAACUGGUCUUGGCAAUCCUCGUGCCUAUGUUCCGGAGCCUCACAGGCAUAAACUCUCUGCUUUAUUACACAUCCAUCUUGUUUUUUAACAUGGGAUACAAAGACAAAACUAUCUUGUAUCCUUCAGUAAUAAUUGGAGCAAUUCUUGUUCUAUCAACACUGCUGUCUAUGACAGUAGUUGACAGAUUUGGCCGCAGAGUUCUACUUAUUAGUGGCGGAAUAGUAAUGCUUAUAUGCCAGAUUAUAAUAGCCAUAAUCUUGGCGGGAAAGGUUGAUAAUCAGAACCUGUCAAGAACAUUAUUCAUAGUGUUGAUAUUUGUUAUAUGUCUCUUUGCUCUGGCUUUUGGAUGGUCAUGGGGACCCCUUGCCUGGACAAUACCAAGUGAAAUAUUCCCAUUGGAAAUCAGAUCAACUGGACAAAGCAUUGCAGUAGCUGUGAACUUCAUUGUCACCUCAGUUGUUGCAGAUUCUUUCCUUCCUCUGCUUUGUGAAAUUAAAUUUGGAAUCUUUCUUUUCUAUGCUGGUUGGAUCCUUCUUAUGACCAUCUUUGUUUAUAUGUUCCUGCCCGAGACUAAAGGUGUGUCUAUUGAUGAUAUGGCUUCAGUUUGGAGAAACCAUUGGUUUUGGAAGAAGAUUGUGCCUGCACAGCAUGAAAUAUCAUGAAUUUUAUAAAAUUAUCAUUCUGUAGAUAUGGAAAAUGUCAAAUUAUGUAUCAAAUUUCAUAUAUAGUAUGAUAUUGACAUUUAUUUAUUUAUUAUUUUCAUUGUAUUAUUGUUAAGGUUUAUGAAAAAGAAGAAAAAAAAUUCAAAAAGCACAGAAUGCUUGGCGGCAACGCCAUUAAGAUUA
Cannabis sativa is the source of this 1817-nucleotide messenger RNA. RefSeq names its product sugar transport protein 7. The transcript has 4 exons. The coding region runs from base 39 to 1634 and encodes 531 amino acids. NCBI's taxonomy places the organism in Eukaryota, Viridiplantae, Streptophyta, Magnoliopsida, Rosales, Cannabaceae. Gene Ontology annotation, molecular function: monosaccharide transmembrane transporter activity. Gene Ontology annotation, biological process: monosaccharide transmembrane transport. Gene Ontology annotation, cellular component: membrane. The record is from RefSeq and is a predicted model, not a curated record.